Molecule: messenger RNA, 2249 nt
Organism: Prorocentrum cordatum
Lineage: Eukaryota; Dinophyceae; Prorocentrales; Prorocentraceae
Source: the annotation of a GenBank genome assembly
GGGCUCAGUGCUCGAGGGCGCGCGCCGCCCUCCCGCCAGGGCGCCCGGCCUCCCCGCCGUUGCCGUGGCGGCGGACCCCUCGGGCCCAGGAGCCCGCGGGCCGCAUGCUGAGCGCUGCCGACCUCGGCAGCAUCCUCGACGACGAUUGCGGCGACGCGGGCUACAACGACGAGGUCAGCCUGGAGCCCGAGGCGAAGGAGAAGCCGAAGGCGGCCGGCAGCGACCUCGCGAAGUUGGGCGGCGGCGGUCCAGCGGCGCCCUUCGAGAGGCGGGCCGUGCUGGGCGCGGCACCCCCGCCGGCCGCGGGAGCGGACCGGAAGAUGGCCGAGCUGGAGGUGGCCAUUUCGACUACACGUAGGAGUGGACGCGCACGAGUUCGAGGCGUACCUGCAGGCGAACAAGAAGCCAGAGCGCGAGGAGGUGACGCAGAAAGGGAUUGGCCACGAGGAUAUGCCUGAUAUGCCGACCCCGGGUGUCACGCAGGCUCCCGCGUAUAUGCCGCCUGGGGCGUACCCAGGCGACCGGACAAAGCUGGCCAAGGACUACGCGGAGAGGACCAAGUACAGGGAGGAUGCUGGAGUGAGCAGACCUCUGCCACCAGCCGGCUCCAAGCCUGGAGCCGACGGUGUAGUGAAGAAGUUUGUGAGGCAGGUCGACGACAUCCGCGCCCCCGCCAGGCCUUCCGAGGGGCAGAGCAUCACGUUUCGCACCGUCGAGGGAGGCGGAGAGCAGCGGGAGGAUAUGGCGUCUCCGGAGCUCCCAUGGGCGCUCGAAGCCGUGGUGCGCAACAUGAAGGUCGGGGACGUCAUGGAGGUCGUCGCCCGUGGGGAGCACGCCUUCGCCGACUGCGAGACGGUGGACCCUGACGGGGAGCGCCGAUGGCCCCACUUCGAACUUCUUGCCAUCAGCGGGGUCGGGAAGACCAAGUUCUCGAUGAAGACGGAUGAGAGGAUAGCCCUGGCAAACGCGUUUCGACUCCGUGGUAACGACAUGUUCAAGGCUGGGCGCCACCUGCGCGCGAUGGACUACUACGAGAGGGGUUCUUCACUGAUGGACGUCCUCGAGGCUGAGUCCAUGGGGAUGCCGAACGGCUGGAAAGACAAGGAUGCCGAGAAGGCGAAUAAACAGAUUUGGGCGUGCCAGAAGCUAUUGCUUCUCAACUGGGCGCUCAUCCUCAUGAAAUACGAUAGGUGGGAGGAUGCAGAGAGAAAGCUGACCGAGGUCCUCAUGGACGUCGACAAGCUCAAUGUCAAAGCUUUGUUUCGCCGUGGAAUAUGCAACUACCACCUGGGCAGACAGGAGCAGGCGCGUACCGACCUCGACCGCGCGGCCGAGAUGAACACCAGGCUGCGGGGGGUGGUCGACUGGUGGCUGGUGAAGGUGGAGGCACUGCAGCGCAAGGUAGACAGGCAACACGCUCCUCUCGCCAAGAAGGUUGUGAAGGACCUUGAAGGCGCCAAGGACUCCCGAUCGGUGAACCCGCCGACAGAGCAGACGCCGACGCCGACGCCGCACGACCGGAUGAUGAUGGAGCUCAUGGGGCAGGAGGCCGAGAACGACGAGUCGGAGGACCUCGAACUGUUCUGCGCACAGCGCUCGGCCAUCUACAACAAGUUCAUGGCCAGGCCGAGCGCGGCCGAGGAGUGAGCGGAGGUGCACGCAGGAGGCCACGUGCGAGCCCUACCCCACCACCCCAGGAUUUCUGAGGGGGGAGGUGUCGCAGGCCUAGAGGUUGACACCAACACCAAGAUCGGCGGUGUGCAUCCACCGAGGGAAGACGAUCCCGAUCUCGGUGAUGGUGGUAAUAUUCUGGCUUCCAAAGUGACCGAAAUAUUACCACCAACACCGAAAUCGAGAAUCAUCUUCCCCAUGUGGAGGCAAACCCCUGUGCUGGUGUUGGUGCCGAUUUCCAGGCCUCCCAAGGUGGGAUUCCCUUCGUUCGGGAGGUCCCAAGCGAAGUGAACCCCACCUCCCCCUUUAAGAAAUCCUGGGUGGGUGGGGUAGGCUUCGCAUGCGGGCUCCUAGCACGAGCGCCGCCUCAUCGUCUCCGGCGCCGGCUGCAGAUCGGAGGUCCAGAAGCGGCCCCGGGAGCAGGCGCGGGUCGGUGCUGGACGGGGUCCCAGGAGGCUCCAGAUUGUCGUGGCGCAUGCUCUAGCCUUCAGCUCAGCUUGUCGUCUUCUGGCCUCCAUCUCGAAUGGUCGGCCAUCGGCGCGACAAGUGGCCACAUACCUCCAGCUCGGCCUUUCUAA